This is a messenger RNA of Lates calcarifer (barramundi perch), 5371 nucleotides long. It is a transcript of the gene lin7c, whose product is annotated as lin-7 homolog C (C. elegans). The coding region runs from base 185 to 790 and encodes 201 amino acids. Gene Ontology annotation, biological process: protein localization to basolateral plasma membrane; neurotransmitter secretion; maintenance of epithelial cell apical/basal polarity. The transcript is spliced from 5 exons. NCBI's taxonomy places the organism in Eukaryota, Metazoa, Chordata, Actinopteri, Centropomidae. Gene Ontology annotation, cellular component: synapse; basolateral plasma membrane; MPP7-DLG1-LIN7 complex. Gene Ontology annotation, molecular function: L27 domain binding. The record is from RefSeq and is a predicted model, not a curated record.
CUUUAAGAAGAUUACCUGAACGCAUCAUGACACUGGCAGCUAGCCUAGCCGGCUAACUUGGCUAAUCUGAUUUAUCGCCUGAGUUAAGCGCACGUAACGUUAGCCAGGAUUACCAAAUUUAGUUUUCCAUAUCUAGCGUUUAACAUAGUAUCUGUCUGAAAUCAAACAACCACUCGUUUCAGGAAUGGCAUCGCUUGGGGAGCCUGUGCGUUUGGAAAGAGAUAUUAACCGUGCUAUUGAACUGCUCGAUAAGCUCCAGAGGACAGGGGAAGUGCCUCCCCAGAAGCUGCAGGCACUGCAGAGGGUCUUACAGAGUGAAUUCUGUAACGCUGUCAGAGAAGUUUAUGAACAUGUGUAUGAAACAGUGGACAUCAACAGCAGUCCUGAGGUCAGAGCCAACGCCACAGCUAAGGCUACUGUGGCAGCUUUUGCUGCAAGUGAGGGACACUCACAUCCGCGUGUUGUGGAGCUCCCAAAGACAGAAGAAGGCCUGGGUUUCAACAUAAUGGGUGGAAAGGAGCAAAACUCACCUAUUUACAUCUCACGGAUCAUCCCAGGAGGCAUCGCCGACCGUCAUGGUGGUCUGAAGAGAGGCGACCAGCUUCUUUCUGUUAAUGGGGUGAGUGUUGAAGGUGAGCACCAUGAGAAAGCUGUGGAACUCCUUAAAGCAGCUCAGGGCACAGUGAAGCUUGUAGUAAGGUACACCCCCAAAGUCUUAGAGGAAAUGGAGUCACGCUUUGAGAAAAUGAGGUCGGCGAAGCGCCGGCAACAGAACAGCUAUCCCCAGUAGGAUUUUUCCAUGUUGAUGCCCAGCUCCCAUGUCUCUCCUCCUCUAGCCUUCUGGCCAUCUGUUCUGUCUCUUUCUUAUCUCCCUGCCCAAAAAAAGAAAAAAACAUAACAAACAUACCCAAGUUUAGUUUUAGUUGCCACUCACACAUACUGUAUAUUGUGCUUCUAACCCUCUCUGUAGCAUUUUUAAUAUCCACCAUUAUUACUGUACUAGACACUAUGACUUUAGCCAAACACUAGAAUGAUUAUGAUUGUCAAUGAAGGUGGUCUCUCACACGUGUGCAUUAUUUUUCAACUGACGAUUUGAAUGCAACUUUGAGUACUUUAGAGACCAACUACAUAGCUUCUUUGACUGGAAAGGUAGUGUUUUUAAUUCUUUGAUCACAGCCACUACCAAGUGCCUCAGGGCAAACACAUUUAUCCAAUGUACUGUGUUCACCUUUCUUUUUCUCUUUUUAAUGGUUUAAAGUCGAGUACUGGUAAUUAAAUGCUUGUGGCAGGAAUUACUGCAUGCUUUGCAACUGCUUUACCUAAAGAUCAUCAACUUUGAUUCAAAAUACAGUUUAGUUUUCAUGGCCGCUCCAGAAUAGUGAAGUUUUGGGGGAGCUGAUGUGAGUUUGAAUUUGUAAAAAACACAAAAAAGCAAGAGAUAGUUACAUGUUUGAUUACAAGGGAAACCACUGAAAGGACACUUCAAAUCACAAGUGAUAGAUGAUCUUUAAGGUGUUUCUCUGGGCUUACCCUGUUAAGUUCACUAGCGUCAUACCACACUAUAAAAAGCUCAGCAGGUACUGUGGGGUUUGAGUAGCCCAGCAGGUACUGUAAGUGAUGUAAUGGGGUCUUAGCGACUCAUGAACUAAAUUCCUGCCACAGCACAGACUCACAUUUUUUUAAAACUUUUAUCAAAGUAAUAAACCUUCACAAGCAAAAACUCUGCAGUCAGCAUGACACGAGGUGAAACCUGCUCAGCUUCUGACUAAUUUCUCUUGGCAUAAAUCAGGAAUUUACUACAUGUCAUACUUCUCCGUAACCAGGUAGAGUGCUUAAUGAGAAGUCAGUUACUUUGUCUUUAAUAUCUGUCUUUGAUCUUUGCUAAAAACUGCUUGUUAGUAUUGUCCGCAUCAUUCAGUGACAGUACAAAGCGAAGAAAAGUAGGACACUCAUAAUAUCAAGCAAUCUCUUUAUGUCACAGUAGCACCUGAUGUGAGCUUUCAUCAUUGUUUUGAUAAAUUAAAUGGCAGAUGUUGUUAUUACACAUGCUGUAUAUGGCCAUUGCAUAUUCAUUAUGACUUUACGCGAUGUUUGGGGCAUUAUGUUGUUCAUCUGCUGCAUUGGCAUGUCAUUCAUUUCUAUUUUUCUGUCUUUUCUGUUUUUAACAUUUUAUCACUCCACGUCUUACUCUAAACAUAAUGUGUGUCUUAAAUGAAGCAUUCACUGCUUUUGAACUUUUAUAUCCUGGCAUCAUUGAGAUCUUUACAGAUAUAUUGUACACACAAUACCAGGGCUUGGAUAAGGAUUAACACUCAGAGACAAGAGUAAGCCCAUACAUUUCAAUAAUUUAGUAGAGCAAUAAGUUGAUACAUUUUCCUACCUGUGUGUCGGACAUUUUUGUCUUUUUUCUUUUAUAUUUACUAACAGUCGUCUUUGCUCCAUUAAAGCCAAAAUUUCAGUGGCCCUCAUGUACUCUGUAUUUCAUAUACAAACUGCACAUAAUGUUAAAAUAAGAAUGAUAAUGACAAUUUUAUUACUGGAUGCUGCUGGUCAUUGGCAGUCCUGAUAUGUGGUUUUAGUCCAGUCACUAACCUUCAAUAUACUGUAUUUUUAGACUCUCCUGUCACAUUUACAUAUACAACACAUAUAAAAAAAGUCUUAGUGUUAGUGUUUUUGGUGCUUGCAAAACGCAUGUUUAGCUAACAUAUUGGUAUUCCUCACAUCAUGAGAAAACAUCUUAUGAAGUGGAAUAUUAAUAAUUGAAAAAUCCAUAUCCUGUCUUUAAUCCUACAUGCAACAUGUCAAUCAAACAGGUCAGAACGUCAUAGUUUUGUUUAAAAUAUUUAACUGUUCAAUUCAAAUUUAGCAUUUAUUUAAAGAAAAAUGAAGUCAGUUUCAGUAUAAUGUUUGUCUAUUAGAACCCACCUCCUCAUUCAGACUUUCAGCGUGUGAGACAACAAACUAUCCCCAGAACAAAUUUAAUUUCAGAGGUUUAUUCACAGAAAAUUUUGUUUCCACUGUAGAUGCAAUAUCCUGUAUAUAGCAUAUAGCAUAAAUGUAAACGAGGCUUUAGCUGCAUAAGCCAUACUAUUGUCCAGUCUCAGGAUCAACACAUCACAGAGUUAAGACAUGAAGGCAGUAAUGAUGAAGGUGAUUGUUAUUUAUUUAUCUGGUGUAGAAAUUGAAUGGAUGGUGGAUAAAGUGACAGAAACACAGGACUGUGUACAGAAGCAGGAAAACUUUCCCUUCAGUGUAGCUUCAGUGUCUUACAUGUCCGGAACUGUUUGUCCUCUGGUGUUGAACCAUCCUUAAGAAAUUGAUUCAUUUUUCAUGCAGUGUAGUGUCCAGUUGAGUGUGCCCCUUUGUAAGUGUUUUGGUGUAAUGUCUGCGUAAACAGCUGCACUGUUACUGUUACCGAGGCAUUUUAUAAUUACGUUAGUUAUAGUUUCUGUUUGCUUUUGUGAUGUAGUUACUCCAAAGCUUUUCUCUCUCGCUUUUUUUUCCAUUUGGUGUUUCUGUUAUUUUAUCCACCAUCUCUUAACAUAUAGUAAGAUUCAAUACAGACAGCUGCCUAUGACAUCAAUUGUUCCACCAAACUGUAAAUAGUUCACUCAAAAGUACUGAAGUCCAUAGGGAUUUAUAAUGUUUUCUCCAAAAUACACUUAUUUCUCUCAGUGAUCUGGAAAUGUGUCCUUAAAAAAAAGAUUACAUCACUAAAUGCACUGAAAUGCAUCACCAAGUGCUAAAAAUAUCGUUAUCAGUGCAAGGGACUAUCAGACAGUGAUGACGUGAUCAUUUUUACUUAAUAAUUGGAACUGAAACUGUAGUUUGCUGAAGUAACAACAAGUCGCUCUUUGGCAUCUUACCUUUGUUUGUUGCAGUCUCUGCAUGUGUCCAUAACUACUCUCCAUUGUCAGCUCAAAGUCAGCCGUUCCUUUAAAUGUCUGGUUUACCUGCAGGACUAUCUCCACUCAAGUCAGUGGAAGUUGUCAUUGACCUUUAUCAAUUCGUACAUUACUUUAAUACUGCAACAAAAAAAAGAAAAGAAAAGAUGAAUCAUGAUGAGCACAUAGCCCAGAUGUAUUCAGCAGGUGUGCUCCCUGUAAUCCAUUGCUCUUCAAUGAAAAAUGCUGAAUUUUGGGGCAAAGUAUAAAACAAAAAUACACACAGUACUGCAAAAACUGAAUGCAAACCAACUAUCUAUGCAAGGUUGUUUAAAAACUUUGAAAAUUUCCUGCAUUGGUGCGAAACAGUUUUCAAAAUGAAUGUUACUGAAAAUUACCACUUUAAGGCUGUGUGGACAAAUGUCUAAAGUAAUACAACUUGUUCAACAAUUCUGGGACCCACUGCACUUAAACACAUUGGAGUUACAUAAUGUUAUGAGACAUUUACAAUGUUUGUUAUUGUAACGUUCUCUUAUUGAUCAUCAUCAAGUAACAGUGAAGAUUUCCAUGUGACAUUAGCCUUGCUAUCUAAUUAAUGAUUGUCAGGAUGCAUGUAGAAGAAUAGGCUCUUGUUGAAGUGUGGUUAGUAGUCGACCAUUCCAUAGGCUACUUUGAGCAUACUUUAGUUUUGAGGCAGAAACUUUAGCAGGAGAGUUGGGGUGGGGUGUACAUAAAAGCUGAAAUGUCUUAAUAUAAUGUAUAGUUUGUCCCUUAAUUGUGUUUUAUCCAACUUUAGAUAUCUAGCUUCACUGCUCACGCACCUACACACAUGUAUAGUAAAUCAGGAAAAAAAAUGUAAUGAGACUUGGUAUUGAUAUUGCACAGUCACACUCUCCACUGAAUGUCACUGACCAUUGUCUAAGUUAGUUGCGACAUUUUGUGAAGUACCCUUCAACUUUCUACCCGUUUUCCUCGUCUUAUAUAUUGGAAUGGUCAAUAGAGUAUUUUUUAUAAUAGUUUUCUUUUGAUAUUUUUCUCAAUUUUUAUAAGUGGUUUUCCUAAAAAUAAAUACCAGGAAUGAUUGGUACUUCCAUUUUGACUGUGUACCAGGGCCAUAUCAGCAAAGCCUCUCUGAAAUGCAGCGCUGAUGUAGAAUGGCUUGAUCAGAUCUAAUGGCUGUAUGAACCUACAGACUAAAGAGAGAGACCGUCCUCCAUCAGCUCUUCUUUUCUGAGUUCUGAACUGAUUUUUCCUUUUCUUUUUAGUACCAAGACCAAACUUGCAACAUUUGUGGAAAUUUUGAUAAUGUUUUGAAAUGUUUUAGUCAGUGCUUGUUUAGGAUUAUUAACUUGUAGACUGUGUUGUGUUAUUUUGUGUUCUCUGGUUUGUUAUCUAAUUUACUGUGUUACAUUGAUGUGGAAUGUAAAAUGUUGUGAUGUAGAACAUAAUAAUUGGACUGGAGGCUAAAUAAACAGUGCUUAAAUUUA